AUGAAAACAAACCUCAGAAGACAGGACAAUUUUAUUGAUAUUACCAAAUAUCUAUCUAUCUAUCUAUCUAUCUAUCUAUCUAUCUAUCUAUCUAUCGAUAAACGCUCAAUAUUUAACUUGACGUGUAAUAUUCCUGUAUAUCUAUCUAUCUUUUCAUUUCUUAUCUAUCUAUCUAUCUUUUCUUAUUUCUUAUCUAUCUAUCUAUCUAUCUAUCUAUCUAUCUAUCUAUCUAUCUAUAUAUAUAUAUAUAUAUAUAUAUAUAUAUCUAUUCUUAUUUCUAUUUAUCUAUCUAUCUAUCUAUUCUUAUUUCUUAUCUAUCUAUCUAUCUAUCUAUCUAUCUAUUCUUAUUUCUUAUCUAUCUAUCUAUCUAUCUAUCUAUCUAUCUAUUCUUAUUUCUUAUUAUCUAUCCAUAUCUAUCUAUCUAUCUAUCUAUCUUUUUUUAUUUCCUAUCUAUCUAUCUAUCUAUCUAUCUAUCUAUCUAUCUAUCUAUCUAUCUUUUCUUAUUUCUUAUCUAUCUAUCUAUGA
Acanthosepion pharaonis is the source of this 525-nucleotide messenger RNA. The record is from the annotation of a GenBank genome assembly. NCBI's taxonomy places the organism in Eukaryota, Metazoa, Mollusca, Cephalopoda, Sepiida, Sepiidae.